Molecule: messenger RNA, 1595 nt
Organism: Vanessa atalanta (red admiral)
Lineage: Eukaryota; Metazoa; Arthropoda; Insecta; Lepidoptera; Nymphalidae
Exons: 4
Coding region: 171-1256 (361 amino acids)
Molecular function (GO): protein binding
Source: RefSeq, a predicted model, not a curated record
AUUUAAUCUCGAGUCCUUCAAUUAUUCAAUAUAUUUGCUCUAGGAAAGUCCAAGAACAUCUGUAGAUAAACAAAUAUAAAGAUUACACUACUUAUUUAAUAGCAAUAUCAUUAUUGCUAUAUCAAAAUGGAGAAGAUUCUUUAGUUUAGUUGAAAAAAAAUUGAAUAAGCAUGUGGAAAUAUGUAACUCGUCGAUUCAGGGAUACUUUCGAAAGAAGCGCUAAUCAUUUUGAUAAACGUAGUUCUGCAGUGAUCAAUCCAUGCAAUAAUUUAUCUGAAGACAAAAAUAAAAAUUCUCCUUGCUGUUUUUUUAUUACCAAAAAAUGUUGGAAUUCUUUUCAAAGUGAAAAUGAUACUAACAGCAAAAGGUGGAACUUCGAACAAUUAAACCGUACUUGGAUUGGUGCCAUUACAUGGAGCAGUGCUCUUGUUUUUGGGUGGUACACAAGCCAACUAAUUCACCUGAAAUUUAAAAAACAGUCAAAUGAUAAGACACAGUGUAUAUCAAGAAAUAAUGGCAUCUUAGAAUUUUUGCCAAUUUUUAACAAUGUUUCCAAAAAAAGCCUGAAUCCACUUGAUAUAACAAUUCCAUUGGAUCAUUCUGUUGAGUCAAUACCAUCUGCAGUUAAAUAUAUAUCAAAUGAACACAUUGGAGAAAAUGAUAAAGGUACAAGUAGCAGUGGAAGUAAUAGUACUGGCACUUCCGAAAACUCUGAUAAUGACUUAGGAGAAGUCCUAAAUUCUAUUGAAAACAGACUCGGCUUAGCAGCUAUUGAGAAUGGACAACCACAAGAGGGAUUAAAUUUGCUGAGAUCAGCUGCUAAUCGAAACCAUGCACCAGCUAUAUAUAAUCUAGCUCUUUGUUAUGAACUGGGUUUAGGUGUGGAUAUAAAUGAGAAAAUAGCAAUGGAAUAUUACCGAUCUGCAGCUGCCUUACAGCAUCCAGGUGCUCUUUAUAAUCUUGGGAUAUAUUAUGGACAAGGGCGUGGUGGUCUUUCUCGUGAUGACGUAACAGCUAUAAGGUUAUUACGACUUGCAGCAGUACAGGGCCAGCAGGAUGCCAUAAAAGCAUUGAAUUCUCUAAAAGAUGCUUCAGACAUUGAUAAAACACCUAACAGUAAUUUAAGCUCUUGGAGUAAGCAGUUUUCACAAUUUACAAAACAUUCAAAUAUUGUUCCAACCCAUUCUAAGCUUUUCGUCGAGAAUGUAGAUCUUCUACAGACCAACAACUACAACUAUGAACCAAUGAUUUACUAAUAUUUUUUUUAUUUCUUUAAUUAAUUGGUGGUAGUUAUUCUUUUGUCAAUCAUUUGCUUUAUAUAAUGUUACUAUAACUAAAGCAAGUUACUGUUUACUGGGUAUACUUUUUCUUUGAAUACAAUUAAUGUGUUAAUUUGAAAAAAAAACAAUGUUUGGUCUUUCAUUAGUUACCUAUGAGUUUCAUACUAACGUCUCUAAAAUAAGCGUAAGUCAAAUGAAAAGUAUUUGAAAUUUAAUUUCGCCUGUAAGUUUGCAAAACUAUGUAUUUAAUAUGACAGCCUUAAUUUUAUUGACGCAUUUUAAAAUAACCUAAAAAAAGAAGGUGCCGAAAUUAUA